GAAUGGGGAGUACAAAGAGGCGCGGGGCCGGGGCGGGCCGCUGCCGCCGCCGUCCCUGGCAGAGGCGAACGCGGUCCGCUGCUACUGCCCGUAGUCCCGCGCCGGCGCCUCUCUGUCCCUCUGACAGCGCGGCGGAGGGAGCGCCGAGCCCCCGCCUUUUUUUUCUUUUUUCCUCCUCUCUCUUUUCCCUUUAGAUUCGCUCGUUUUUCCCCGUUCUCGGUGCCCGUGGAAGAGGCGCUCCCGCCGCCCGAAGGCACCGCGGCGUAGCGGCGGCGGCCGCCGUGUGCAUGAGCAGCGCGGCUGCCGCCGGCUCUGCCUUGCCGCCGGGGCUCCGCCGCUGGGAGGCGAGGCAGGGGCGCCGCCGCCGCCGCCGUAGCCCGGCCCGCCCCGGACAGCCCCCCCGCCGCACCCAGCGCCCCCACGGCAGGGGAUGCUCCCGCCGCUGGCUGCCGCCGCGGCCCGACGAACCUAAGCCUCCGUGCCCUCCCCGCGACCGGCCCGCGGCGAAGCCGCCCGGCCCCGGGUGGCGGGCCGGCACACCGCGCUGCGAUGCGGCUCCCCCGCGGCGCCCGGAGCCCCCGCGGCCGCUGCCGCCGCUCGGCUGAGGGCGAGCUUCCCUGAGGCGGGGGGGCGCGUCCCGGCCCCGGCGGUGCCGAGCUCGCUCGGCGGUGUCGAAGCACACGGGGCCGGCGAUGGCGCCCGCCGCCGCGCUGCCCUGAGGGCCCCGCCGGGGAGACCCCGGCUCCGGGGGACGCCCGGCCGCACCGGAGGCUUUGGGGGGCGUUUGCGGGUUUUGCCUUUUUUUUUUUUUUUUCUUCCCCCUCUCUUUUUUUUUCUCUUCCCCUGCUCACUUUUGGGGUUUUCUACCAGCUGCUCGCCCCCGGUGGCGGGGGAGCCCUCGGAGUUGUCCCCUCGCCCGCUGCCCCUUGCCUCAGGGCAUGUCCCGCUCCAACAGCGUCAGCCCCCCGGGCUUCGGCGGCCCCGCGCCCUGGGCAGGCACCGAGCAGCACCGCUCGGCCUGGGGUGAAGCAGAGGCCCGGGCCAAUGGCUACUCCUACCCACCGCCUCCCAACAGGUCCUCCAGCAAGAAGGCCUCCCGCAUGUCGAGCAGGUGGAGGAAUGAGGAAGACUACGAACCCCAGGCGAGCAGGAGUCGUGGGGAGAGCGGCUGCAGGAUGAUGAGCUUUAGGUCCAAAUCUGCCUGGCAGGAGCACAGUGACGACAGCCAACGUCACCGGUCCCGCCACCCGCCCAGCGGUGAUUCCCCCGCUGCCCCCAACAAUGCCAGCCCCGGGCAGCUGGGGGAGCAGGGGGAGGUACGGCCCCGGUCCGUGGAGCUGGGGCUGGAGGAGAGACGCAUCAAGGCCAAGAUUGAGGAGCUGGAGGAGGAGGACGGGGACGAGGGGGACUCCGAGGUAGCCUUCUCCAUGGGCAGCUGUUGCAGCAGCUUGCUGCAAAUCUUCAGGUCCAAGAAGUUCCAGUCAGAGAAACUGGAGCGCCUCUAUCAGCGCUACUUUUUCCGGCUCAACCAGAGCAGCCUCACCAUGCUCAUGGCUGUGCUGGUGCUGGUCUGCAUGGUGAUGCUGAUCUUCCAUGCCGCGCAUGGCCACUAUGAGGUAUCCUACAUCGUGGUGCUCUCCCUGGCCAUCCUGCUGAUGGUGGUGCUGUGCAUAGUGUGCAACCGCAACAACUUCCACCAGGACCAUAUGUGGUUGGCAUGCUACUCUGUCAUCCUGGUGAUCCUGGCAGUGCAAGUGGUAGGGGUUCUGCUGGUGUGGCCCAGGAGCGCUUCGGAGGGCAUCUGGUGGACCGUCUUCUUUAUCUACAGCAUCUACACGCUGCUGCCGGUGCGGAUGCGGGCUGCGGUCAUCAGCGGGGUAGUGCUCUCUGCCAUCCACCUGGCUGUCUCCCUCAAGAUCAAUGCAGAGGAUAAGUUCCUCCUGAAGCAGCUGGUCUCCAAUGUUCUCAUCUUCUCCUGUACAAACAUUGUAGGCGUGUGUACCCACUACCCAGCAGAGGUGUCCCAAAGACAGGCUUUCCAGGAGACCAGGGAAUGCAUACAAGCCAGGCUGCAUUCUCAAAGGGAAAACCAGCAGCAGGAGCGUCUCCUGCUCUCUGUACUUCCUCGACAUGUUGCCAUGGAGAUGAAAGCUGAUAUUAAUGCCAAACAGGAAGAUAUGAUGUUUCAUAAGAUCUACAUCCAGAAGCAUGACAAUGUCAGCAUCCUCUUUGCAGACAUAGAGGGUUUCACAAGUCUGGCCUCCCAGUGCACUGCUCAGGAGCUGGUCAUGACGCUGAACGAGCUCUUUGCCAGAUUUGAUAAGCUAGCAGCCGAGAACCACUGUUUACGUAUCAAGAUCCUGGGUGAUUGCUAUUACUGCGUCUCUGGGUUGCCAGAAGCAAGAGCUGACCAUGCACACUGCUGUGUUGAAAUGGGAAUGGAUAUGAUAGAGGCCAUCUCACUAGUCCGGGAGGUGACGGGCGUAAAUGUCAACAUGAGGGUUGGAAUCCACAGCGGGAGAGUUCACUGCGGGGUCUUGGGCCUUAGGAAGUGGCAGUUUGAUGUGUGGUCCAACGACGUUACCUUAGCCAACCAUAUGGAAGCAGGGGGCAAAGCUGGGCGCAUCCACAUAACAAAAGCAACCCUGAACUAUCUCAAUGGAGACUAUGAGGUGGAGCUGGGCUUUGGAGGGGAACGCAAUGCUUAUCUGAAAGAGCACAGUAUUGAGACCUUCUUGAUUGUACGGUGCAGCCAGAAACGGAAAGAUGAGAAAGCCACAAUAGCCAAGAUGAACCGUCAGCGCGCUAAUUCCAUCAGCCAUAACCCACCACACUGGGGUGUUGACCGGCCCUUUUAUAACCACCUUGGAGCUCACCAGGUCUCAAAGGAGAUGAAGAGAAUGGGUUUUGAGGACCCCAAGGACAAGAAUACACAGGAAAGUAUGAACCCAGAAGAUGAAGUGGAUGAGUUUCUGGGCCGUGCCAUUGAUGCCAGAAGUAUUGAUCGGUUACGCUCUGAGCAUGUGCGCAAGUUCCUCUUAACAUUCAGGGAGCCUGACUUGGAGAAGAAGUACUCCAAGCAGGUGGAUGACAGGUUUGGAGCCUACGUGGCUUGUGCCUCCCUAGUCUUCCUCUUCAUCUGCUUUGUUCAAAUCAUAAUCGUGCCACACUCUACAUUUAUGCUGGGUUUUUACCUGACCUGUUUCCUGAUCCUGACCACAGUGGUGUUUGUUUCGGUCAUUUACUCCUGUGUAAAGCUUUUCCCAGUUCCACUCCAGACUCUUUCCAGGAAGAUUGUGCAGUCCAGGACCAAUAGUACCUUAGUUGGAGUCUUUGCCAUUAUCCUGGUUUUUCUCUCUGCCUUUGUCAACAUGUUCAUGUGCAGCACUGUGGAUCUUGCCAGCUGCAUGGCUGCAGAAUACAACAUCACUCCUGACCGGGUGGACAUAUGCCUUAUCAGCAACCUGACUUCCAACUACAGCCUGGGUACCUUGCAGGGAUUCUGUGAAAGUCCUUUGCCCAACUGCAACUUUCCAGAGUACUUUACCUACAGUGUCUUAUUGAGUCUUCUGGCCUGCUCUGUGUUCCUUCAGAUCAGCUGUAUUGGAAAACUGAUCCUUAUGUUAAUCAUUGAAUUUAUAUAUGUUCUCAUUGUGGAAGUGCCAGGGGUCAACCUUUUUGACAAUGCAGAUCUCCUGGUUACAGCUAACAUCUACAUGUCUGCGAAUUCAACGUUAUCGUGCUCUUCAGCGAUGACACGAGUCGCACUGAAGAUUGUGACCCCUGUCAUCAUUACCGUCUUUGUCCUGGCGCUGUACUUGCAUGCCCAGCAAGUGGAAUCCACUGCAAGGCUUGAUUUCCUCUGGAAACUCCAGGCCACUGAAGAGAAAGAAGAAAUGGAGGAGCUGCAGGCCUAUAACAGACGGCUCCUCCACAACAUUUUGCCAAAGGAUGUGGCAGCCCAUUUCUUGGCUCAGGAGCGGCGCAAUGAUGAACUGUACUACCAGUCCUGUGAGUGCGUGGCUGUCAUGUUUGCCUCCAUAAGCAACUUCUCAGAGUUUUAUGUGGAGCUGGAGGCCAACAAUGAAGGGGUGGAGUGCCUGAGACUGCUCAACGAGAUCAUUGCUGAUUUUGAUGAAAUAAUAAGUGAAGACCAAUUUCGGCAGCUGGAGAAGAUCAAGACCAUUGGCAGCACAUAUAUGGCUGCAUCAGGCCUCAACGAUUCCACUUACGACAAGGAAGGGAAGACGCAUAUCAAAGCUCUGGCUGAUUUUGCCAUGAGAUUAAUGGACCAAAUGAAAUACAUUAAUGAACAUUCAUUCAACAACUUCCAGAUGAAGAUAGGCCUCAAUAUUGGUCCUGUCGUAGCUGGAGUGAUAGGAGCACGCAAACCCCAGUACGACAUAUGGGGCAACACGGUGAAUGUAGCCAGCCGAAUGGACAGUACAGGUGUGCCUGACAGGAUUCAGGUAACCACAGACAUGUACCAGGUUUUAGCAGCCAACAACUAUCAGCUGGAAUAUCGAGGGGUCAUUAAGGUCAAAGGCAAAGGAGAAAUGACAACCUACUUUCUAAAUGAAGGGCCUCCAAUUAGUUAGCACCGACUGCAGCGUCACUUGAAGAUGGCAUUUGCAUUACACAAGAUUGUGAAUCAGAGAAGAAUCACUUUUUUGGCAGCAAAGCUGAAAGGCGGCGCAGUUGAAAUUUCACACCGUGACUCUAGAGCUGGUAUCAGCAAGCUCUUUGGCCACCCAUCACAAAAGGCAAGCGAAAGAAACCACCAUGGAGUUGUUCCUGGCUGAGUGCUAAGUCGACCAAAGAUGUGUACUACAGAGUUCACAGAUAAAAGACAUGAAUUCGGAGUUUUUAAAAAAGGCUGCUACUACAGGAUGCUAUAAGAAGCUAUUUAAGUAUUUAUUGACGCAACACAACAUUUAUUCGGUUGAAGGAAUGUAUGAUUCACUACAAAGCAUUAUUUUGGAAUGGAUUUGCACUCCCAUAAUGUUUCCAUCCCAUACUGCCAGCUAUUUGAAGUGUACCACUGUGCUUUUAUUAGCUGUUUUGAAUGGGCUUUCAAAAUUGACACCCACUGUUGCAGCACACAAAAAGGCCUUUUAGAAGGGCAUCAGUAAUGUUUUAGUGUGAAAAGACAUCAUAGCCCUGGCCCCCUCUUUUCCCUUCUUCUACACAGCUAAAUGACUGCUCUUCUGAGUGGGGCUGGCACAGCCGAUGAAGGGGAAGACCGAGAUAAAGAAAGAUGGCUCUACAACCAUAUUUAUUAAAAAGUCUUCUGUGCUCUUCUUUGGUAUAUAUCAGUUUACAUGGGAAAGACUAGAUGUAAACAAGAGACACUUUGUGGGGAGAACUCCCCUGAAAUUUGUCGUGGUUUUUUUUGUAUUUUUUAUUUUGUAAUAUUGAAAACAUGGAGAUCUAACAGAUAUACCAAAUUCUAUAUUUUGUAAAUUAUAUAUAAAUUAGAAGGCAGGCUGUCCACACCAAGGUGUGGUGGGAGGUGUAUAUAACCUGUAGACUUUUGUGUAGGUUUUUUUUUUUUUUUUUUUGUGCAUAAUACUCUGAACACAGACUUGGCAGUUUUCAGAUUAUCACUAUACAAUCAACCAACAACAAACAGGUGAGUUUCCAGGCUGAAUCAGAUGCAUUUUAAAAUGAAAAUCCAGAAAAAUCUACAACCCCAAAGAAGAGGAAAAUACAAAAUGCAGUAGUCACACAGUUGUUCCAUGCAGCAUUCAAGCAGAGGGUGGCAUCUUAACAAAUGGAAACACAGGACCUCUGAGUUUUAGCUACUGAGACGGUAUGUCAAACGUGAAAAAGAGCUCUAAGCAAAUCUUCUAACUAACGCUAACAGGAGCUCUUAUAAGAAGAGAAAAAAGGCAAAAAAGCUCAUUUGAACUUUUUUUUAAAAAUAUUUUUUUUUAUAGGAGGUCUUAAUAGAAUCCUGCCAAUAUGAGAGUUGUCUGAUAUUUUAACUGCCAUUUGCCAUUACAAGGAACUACGUACUGCAGCAUCAAGUUGACUUUCUUGUAGUAGGCACUUAUUUAAACUGAGUCACUGAUUUUCAAUUUUCAGGAAUUAGGUGAUCUUCAAAGAAGGUUAUGAUGGCAAGUGUGUGUAUAUGAGGUGGUCGACCUUAAAAUACAGUGCCAUUGAUACUGUGUUGGACAUCUUUAUCACUAGUGGGGGGGUUUAUGAAUAGUUCAGUGUUAUCAUUUAUGUACCUUUUUUAACUAUUAAAGAAAGAAAUCCCGUGAUAUUUUAUUAAAAAAAAGAAAAUUUUUAAAAAAGCUAUAUUUUUUAUAUUCUAUGAGGGGAGAGUUUUGUUAUUGAAUUUGGCUAGCACUAAAAAUGACUCCAAUCUUUUGACAUGUAAUAAAGUUCUUUUCCACUCUUCUCAGGGCAGAAUUAUUGUAGUACUAACAGCUUAAUGAUUGCACUAUGGUGGUGGUGAUUUAUUUUUUCCUACUCGACAACAAGAAUAAGUGAAAAUCCAUGGGCCUGUCUUAAUUAAUUUGCCAUAUUGCUAAGCAUAACCCAAGCAUUAAGCCAUUUAAACGCCAGCUUAAAUGGCAUCGCCCCUUUCCUUCUCCCUUCCACUAGGAAACAUCUCCAAAAAGUAUAGUAUAUUGACUUCUGUAAAACUGCCAAGUCUGCCCUUGUACUAUACUUUUGCUCCUUUACAUCUUUCCUGGUUUGCAAAAUACUUAAGUUGCAUCAUGCUGUUAUGCCUUUCUUCCCCUCCUCCACCUUCCAUCCCUUUUACGCCUCACUGAGUUUCAUUACCUUCACGCCAUACACUCGGUUUUUAGGUUUGCUUUCUGCUUUACAAAAGUCUGCGGUCGUCUUAACUUUUGAUUCAUCUUAUGAAGUUGUGUUGUCAAUGAAAUUUCAAGUCCCCAGUAUCUCUAGCUGUGAUUGUUGACAGUGUGUCAUGAUCAUUUCAAGGGGUAUUCACACACUCUUUACUCUGGAUCUUGCAAAAAUGGAUACAGUUAUGAUUUCCCAUGGAAAUUUAAAUCUAUUUAAGUAAUUUAACUAUAUUAAACACUGUUUCACUGGUAAA
Molecule: messenger RNA, 7078 nt
Organism: Phalacrocorax carbo (great cormorant)
Lineage: Eukaryota; Metazoa; Chordata; Aves; Suliformes; Phalacrocoracidae
Source: RefSeq, a predicted model, not a curated record